This is a messenger RNA of Anisakis simplex (herring worm), 225 nucleotides long. NCBI's taxonomy places the organism in Eukaryota, Metazoa, Nematoda, Chromadorea, Rhabditida, Anisakidae. The record is from the annotation of a GenBank genome assembly.
AUGUUUCCUGGAUUGGUGAACAGAUUCGGGAAUGCAAUUGAUCAACUGACCACCACACAAGGAUAUGAUGCUGAUGUAGGGUUAUCGCCAGACGGCGAAAAAAUGGUUUUCACAUCUGUACGCACUGGCGAUCCCGAAAUAUGGAUUAUGGACUCGAAUCUCACCCAGACACAGGUUCUCGCACCCAUAUUAACUCAGAUCUCCUUAUCUCAUUAUAUUAUAUGA